AAUGAAAUGUGGGUCCAUUGCAGUGAAGCUCGAUUGGUUAAUUUAGUACACGCAGAGCUCAUUGCAGAGGAGGGACACUUUAACUUUCGAUUUCGAUUCAACUUAGGAAAACAUGGAGUCCGCCUGAUGUCUGAUUUUGUAAACGCGUCUAAAACUGUUUAAUAGCGAUAAAGAAGGUUUCCAACAACAAGCAAACAAUAUAGCUACGGUCUCGUUUCGCGUCUGAUUUCACAUUUACUUUCCGGGCAGACAGACACGGUGAUCGUACUUGUCGUUACCUUAUAGUCUCAGUGCAUCAGCAUGUUGGAAGAAACGGGGCCAGAGCCUGAGUGGUUAUCUGAGGAGGUGAAAACCGGAACAACCAUCAUUGGCAUCGAGUAUGAUGGAGGGGUCGUACUGGGGUCUGAUUCCCGGGUGUCUGCAGGGGCAUCAGUGGUGAACAGAGUGAUGAACAAGCUGUCUCCCCUCCAUGACAAGAUCUACUGUGCUCUGUCCGGCUCUGCAGCAGACGCUCAGACCAUCGCUGAGAUGGUCAACUACCAGCUAGAUGUUCACAGUAUUGAGGUAGGCGAGGACCCUCAGGUUCGCUCAGCUGCCACUCUGGUGAAGAACAUCUCGUACAAGUACAAAGAGGAGCUAUCAGCACAUCUCAUCGUGGCCGGCUGGGACAGAAGAGAUGGAGGACAGGUGUUUGCAACCCUGAGUGGUCUCUUGACAAGGCAACCUUUUGCAGUUGGUGGCUCUGGCAGCUCAUAUGUUUAUGGGUUUGUUGAUGCUGAGUAUCGCAAGAACAUGAGCAAGGAGGAGUGCCAGCAAUUGAUUGUCAACACUCUCUCUUUGGCAAUGAACCGCGAUGGCUCCAGUGGUGGCGUGGCCUAUAUUGUCACCAUUGAUAAAGACGGUGCUGAAGAGAAAGUCAUUCUCGGAAAUGACUUACCCACCUUCUUUGAUCAAUGAUUGAUAAAUAUUUUUCUAGUCUACUAAGACACUGUUGUGCGUGAUGCAAUUAGGAAUUUGUUUUGCUCACACUAACUAUUAUACAUACACUUUGGCUAGCUGACAACUCAUUCAGCUUGAAAACUGAAAUAUAUUGGACAUAAAUAAUUUAAUAAACUCCUCUAUAAUUCCCAAAGCUAUUUCAGGUAAUAUCAGGUAUCAUUUGUGUGAGUGUAAUUUGAAAGCUGCUUGCACCUUCAGAUCACCAGAUACAGCUGCGAAAGUUUGUGAAUCAUUAUUAAUAGAUUUAAAUAAGGUUAUAGAAGAAACUAUUCUCACCAGAGGGAUGAUGGUAAACAUUAUGUUAGCUCUGUCCUUCAGGUUCAGGUCAGCUUCACAGAGUUAGACAUGGAAAUUGUCAGUGUCCAUCAGAUGGACUGUUGCCACCAGGUCAUCUGAGGCAAAAGUGAAAGUCACAUUUGUCCACCAGAGGAUUGUGUUUUUCUGCGGUUUGUUAAUCCAACUAAUAAAACUAGAUUGACCUGCCAUGGUUGGUCACCUGCAUACAUUAUUCAGACUGGACAUUAUUAAAAGCCUUCUUAGAUUCACAUGCAUUUGGAGUAUAAACUGUCAUCAUGGAUACACUCACAAUGAGUACAACAUAUACUAUUUGAAACUGUAAUUUUAAAUAAAAUACGAGCUCCAUGU
Molecule: messenger RNA, 1644 nt
Organism: Micropterus salmoides (largemouth bass)
Lineage: Eukaryota; Metazoa; Chordata; Actinopteri; Centrarchiformes; Centrarchidae
Gene: psmb9a
Product: proteasome 20S subunit beta 9a
Exons: 6
Coding region: 301-957 (218 amino acids)
Cellular component (GO): proteasome core complex
Molecular function (GO): threonine-type endopeptidase activity
Source: RefSeq, a predicted model, not a curated record